This is a messenger RNA of Wasmannia auropunctata (little fire ant), 2528 nucleotides long. Its product is annotated as FGGY carbohydrate kinase domain-containing protein. The record is from RefSeq and is a predicted model, not a curated record. NCBI's taxonomy places the organism in Eukaryota, Metazoa, Arthropoda, Insecta, Hymenoptera, Formicidae. Gene Ontology annotation, molecular function: phosphotransferase activity, alcohol group as acceptor; kinase activity. Bases 327 to 1958 code for a protein of 543 amino acids. The transcript has 11 exons. Gene Ontology annotation, biological process: carbohydrate metabolic process.
GCGGCGAGAACGUGAGAAGCGGUUUUCCCGCACGACGACCGUGCACGGGAAGCACUUUUCACGCCCGUCGCGCGUCUGCGAUCAUCGGACGCGCGGCCGCGCGCCUCCUCGCCCGGGAGUCACCGGAGUGACAUCACGAUGUCACGCUUCGCGUCGCCGUGGCAUCGUUUAAGGUGACUUUCACCGAGUAUGCAAAAAGAGCUUUUUACUCGAACACUCUUCAUGCCUAGGCCCCGACGCGGUGUGCGCACUCACAAGUCGCGGACACUCUGCCGGAUUGCGCGGGAUUGCGGGCGCAAUCUGUCCCAUCACAGCUGGCGACGGGCAUGGACUUCUUCGUGGGCGUGGACGUGGGGACCGGUAGCGCCCGGGCGGCUCUGGUUACCGCGAGCGGGAGGAUAAAAAAGGUGGCUACGUGCCCGCUCGAGAUAUUUCACCCCGCGCCGAACUUCUACGAGCAGUCCUCCGAUAACAUUUGGAGCGCCGUUUGCCACGUUGUCAAGUCGGUUGUCGCCGAAAUCUCCGCGGAGGAUGUUAAAGGAAUCGGAUUCGACGCCACUUGCUCGUUGGUGGCCGUAGACGAGGCAGGUUCACCAAUAACAGUUAGCCCUACAGGACAGGAGAAACAAAAUGUCAUCCUAUGGAUGGAUCACAGGGCGCACGAGGAGGCUGACUUUAUCAACUCUAUGGGCCACGAUAUACUGCAAUAUGUCGGCGGCAAAGUUUCCCUCGAGAUGCAAACGCCGAAGAUGCUGUGGCUCAAAAAGAAUUUGCCCGCUUCCUGGAACUCUGCCGCGCUACUGUUUGACCUACCAGACUUUUUAACGUGGAAAGCCACUGAAUCGGAAUCGCGAUCGUUGUGUUCGUUAGUGUGUAAGUGGAAUUAUAGCGCCAAUCCCAUUGGUAAGAACGGAUGGAACGAGGACUUCUUUGAACAGCUCAAUUUGCGAGAUCUCAAAAAAGAUAAUUGGAGAAAAAUAGGUAACGACGUGAGGGUACCUGGUGAUGCGAUUGAGCCCGGACUGUCGAUGAAAGCUGCGGCAGAAUUGGGACUGUUGAAAGGCACACCGGUCGGGACCUCGCUGAUCGAUGCACACGCCGGUGGUCUCGGCAUGAUCGGAUGUUACGCGUCGGAUGUGUCCCCGAAUUUCUCCAACCGAUUGGCUUUGAUUUGCGGCACUUCAACCUGUCAUAUGAUAGUGAGCGAGAACAAGAUAUUCGUGAAUGGCGUUUGGGGUCCGUAUUACAGCGCGAUGGUGCCCGGUUUCUGGCUCAACGAGGGUGGACAGAGUGCCACCGGAAAGCUGCUUGAUCACGUCAUCGAUACGCACCCCGCGACGCCGGGGAUCCUGAAGACUUUAGGCGGCAAUAAACACAUUCAACAAUACUUAUCCGAGCUGUUGCACGUCAUGGCCGAGCAGAAAGGCCUGCAGAAUGUAUCGUAUCUGACGAAGGAUAUACAUGUAUGGCCGGAUUUCCACGGUAAUCGUUCGCCCCUCGCCGAUCCAACACUGAAAGGAAUGAUAUCCGGAUUAUCCUUAUCUGUGGAUCAGGAGAAUCUAGCGUUACUAUACUUGGCUGCGGUGCAGGCACUAACGUACGGUACGAAGCACAUAAUCGAAGUCUUGUCGGCGGCCGGCCACAGCAUAGAGAGUAUACUAGUUUGCGGUGGACUCAGCCAGAAUCCGCUGUUCAUCCAAAUACAAGCCGACGUGUUGGCGUUACCGGUACUCUGCCCCGUGGAGCGAGAAUCGGUUUUGGUAGGCGCGGCGAUUCUCGGAGCGUGCGCCACGAAAAAAUAUUCCAUUCACGAGACCGUCCAGAGAAUGGCGGGAUCGGCGAAUAUAGUGAGACCGACGAGCGAAUGUUACAAGUAUCACCUUCGAAAAUAUCGCGUAUUCAAGAAAAUGAUCCAAGAUCAACAAGAAUACAGGAAAUUAAUGAGCGAAGAAUUGUAGCCUAUUCUUCCGUCCCUUAGCCUAAACUAGAGGAUUAAGAAUAGACUGUUUAGCAAAUAUUUUUACAAUUGGGAUUGUAAUGACGAUAAAGGAUUUGCGAAUAUUUGACAAAUAUUCGGAAAGAAUCUCCGAGGCCUUGAGAGAUGGGUUUAAUAUUAUAGGAACUUAAAGAUUCGAAUUGAGCGUUUUGCAAAGAGAUAUUCCGCUGGAAAGUGUCAAUUAUUGCAUUUAAAAUAUCUUUUUCCCCAAUAAUGUGUAAAAAUAAUUGAAGAUACUUACUGGUGACGUUAAUGGCAGUAACAGUUGUAUGCGUAGCUUGCGAUUUACUUGUACAAUCGCCUUACAAUGGAAACAAAGAUCUAGAGUAUUGAUAUUACUAUAGCGCAAUAUUGAUUUAACGUAACAAACGAUGCUUUGUGGCGAUGAACGUUUCUUGCAGUCGAUCAUCUUGUGAUCUGAAAAAGACAUAGUGUCCUUGUUAUUGUAUAUUUUUAUAUUCAUUUUAAUUUCGAACCUCUAUUUUGUAAUGCAAAAGAUAGACAAAUAUAUGGGAAUUUAUAUUUUGCCGAA